AUGUCACCAAAGGCCGGCGGUGAGGACGCAGUAGCGUUCUCGACCUCGCAGCUGCUUCCGAUAGAGAAUGAGUGGCUGCGCGAUGUAAGCACGAGGCUCCGUGCGCGUCAGACGCCCUGGGAAGGUUUUCAACGGGCGGAUCUAGUCAAAGCCAAUGAACUGCCAAUGCUUCGGGCCGCAGAGCGGGCAGGGCAGCAGGGUCAAAUGGAAGCAGUCGUGCAAAAGGGCCCUGAGUACGCGCGACUCUAUAUCCAGCUGCUUGGCAAGCUCAGUCGCCCCGACACGAUUCAGUCAGUCCUGCUGCUGGUGGAUGAUCUCAUGCAGGCAGCGCCUAAGCAUGUGGAAUGGUUCGUCGAAGCUGAGCCAUAUGCGGCGCUUGUUCAUGCGCUAGAAGUCAAUGAUGUAUUUGUCUCUCUCAAAGCAGCCCAGUUCCUCACCCUGUGUAUAUGCAAGCAGACGCAGCAGGCGUCUUCCUACGACGCUCCGCCGGCGGACGUUGUCGAGAAGCUCGUGAAGCACAUCAAACGGACACUUGCGAAUGCGACGGCGACAGAGUUAGCUGAUGAUGGCGCCAAUGGCAAUGUGGCACCCAUCUUGCUGUGCAUGGUCGGCGAACUGAUGCGUUCAGCGCAUGUGCGUGAGAUGAUCUGGCAUAGGGACACGGAGGCCAACAUGUCUCAACGCGCCUCGGACACGCUCAUUGCGCAGCUCGUGGGUGUGCUGCGCAUGUCGAUGGCGUCCAACACCGCAUCGUCGCGCGCUAGUGGCAACACAGGUGUGCCGCAGCUGCACUACCUCGCACUCUUUGCACUGUGGGAGCUGACGUUCCUCGAAGAAGCGGCGCAGGGCCUUGAACUGCAUUUUGGCGUCGCUUCUGUCCUGGUGCAUGUUGCCCAGAAGGCGCUGAAAAACAAGGUGGUGCGCCUCGUUGUCUCUAUUUGGCGAAAUAUGCUCGACGCAUCGGAAGAAGAGAAUGCCAUGCGGCUGCUGGGCGCAAAGGUCUUGCCACUAUGUGACACGCUGCAGGAGCGCCGGUAUCCAGAUGGCGAACUGCAGGAGGAUCUCGCGUAUGUGCAGCGCGUCCUUUCACAACGUCUCGAGCAGAUGAGCUCGUACGAGCAGUACAAGUCGGAACUGUAUAGCGGGCAUAUGAGCUUUGAUAAUCCGGCGCACUCGCUCGAAGACUUUUGGAAGGAAAAUGCAGAGAAGCUCACAGAGCAGAACAAUACGGAUCUGAAGCAGCUUGUGUCGUUGCUGACGUCCGAGUCGUCCGACUCGACCACACUUGCAGCUGCGUGUUCUGACAUGGGCAAGUUUGUGCAGCAUAUGGAAGGAGGUCGUCGCCGUGUUGAUGCGCUUGGAGCGAAGCUGGCCAUCAUGAACCUUGUUGAGCAUGCGGACGACAAUGUCAAGUAUUAUGCAUUACAGACGUUGGCCAUGCUCGUGUCGACAAGCUGGCGAUAG
Molecule: messenger RNA, 1464 nt
Organism: Malassezia globosa CBS 7966
Lineage: Eukaryota; Fungi; Basidiomycota; Malasseziomycetes; Malasseziales; Malasseziaceae
Exons: 1
Coding region: 1-1464 (487 amino acids)
Biological process (GO): proton transmembrane transport
Cellular component (GO): fungal-type vacuole membrane; vacuolar proton-transporting V-type ATPase, V1 domain
Molecular function (GO): proton-transporting ATPase activity, rotational mechanism
Source: RefSeq, a predicted model, not a curated record